AUCGAUUCAAGAGACAACACCAUGACGAGUCAACAGCUUUGGAACGUACAAAUGGAAGUUAUCUCAUCUCCAUGUGCGGCAUGCAUCGCUCCCCCCCUUCCCCACCCUCUCAGUCUCUCUCAGACACUCGAUCUCCUCACUAAGUGCCUGGAGCUCCCGCCGGAGGGGCGAGGAUAAGCAUGGACAAGACGGAGACAGCGGUCGGGGUGGCAGUGGCGACAAAGAGCCUGGUUGUGGUGCGGCAGAUGGCUGAGGGGCGACAGGUGACAUGAUGCUCUGCUCAGCCUGCAACAGACAACCAGAAAGAGGUUGCUGUCCUGACAUAACCCCAGCGCUCCUUAGGUUGACCGACCUGUGCCUCCCUCUCCUGAUCUGCCGCCCUUUCACUCCUUUUUUCUUGCGCGGCGACGCUGCGACGCCUCAGCAGUCGUGACCUGGGCCGAUCCAGCAGCCUCUCCAGAGCAGCCGCAUGCUCCACGUGAGCCUUAAGCAGCUCUGGCAAAUGACCAAGCACCGAGCUCAGGCCCCUACCAGCCGCCCCCCUUGCGCGCGAAGUGCUCGCGGGCGACUCGUGGCGGUCACACAGGGGAGUCGACGACUCGUCGGCCUCUCCCCUUCUCGAGCACGCGUCCAUCUCCGAGAACGCUCGUCGCGAUGUGUCGAUUGAGGCUGGGCACGGCGGAUGGCUGGUUGGUGCCUUGCUGGGGAGACGGGUGCCGGUUGUGAUGCGGCGCCUCAACGGAGUGGGGUUGGGGGUGGCGGGGCCUUCACCUUGGGGCUCAUUCUCGCUGUCUUCUGUGGCCACUGCCGCGCUGAUGGACGUCCGACAAGUGCUCUUGAGCAGAGACAAAGCCUAAAGAAGAGAGAAACAGGCGGUGCACGUGUACGAAACGAUUUGAUACGGAUGCGCACCUUUGAUCCAGUCCGCGUCCCAGCCCUCCGUUCAUCAGCCAUCUUGAGAACGGGAAUGUUGUCUAGCGCUAAAGGCGGCACCGCGCAAGCCCCUGCCCCUGGAUCCUGAGACGCCCUACUUGAUGGCAUCGACCCAGAGGACGACCCCCCCCAGGACCUCACUGAUGCCGAUCGAUGCAUCCUGGCAACGUGGGGCGAGGCAUCACUGACGUCGACGGCAGCGGGGGCCGGCGGGGAUGGGGGCUGGUGUUUGCGGAUCGAUGGAAUGGGCGCCGCCUCCUCAACAGCAUGAUUCGCCGAUAUGCACGCCAUGGCGUCGCCAUGUGCCAGAGCCCGCAGAGGUGCGCUGGGCUUUGGCUUGGCAGACGUGGGAGGCAGCGGGGGCCGCGACAAGUGCGACGGAGACUCCAUCUUGGCACCCGGCUUCGAAUGACCAGCAGACGCCGCAGCAGCAUCCCCACUGCCAUCGCUCCGCUGCUGAGGAGCAGCGAGGGGCGACGGUAUCUGCAGGCUGCAUGGCGGAGGGGGCUGUGGACGAGGAGGAGUGGAAGGGACCGGCGGUGGACUGAAAGGCCUGACAGAGAAACCGGACAGAAAGAGAAGAGACGAGCUGUGUUGCUGUGGGUGUGUCUCUCCCCCUCUCUCUUUUCUACGUACUCGUUCUUGAGCUGGUAGAGCAGCUCACAGGUCGCAUCACACGUAUGCCCCGGCAGCCAAGCGUCCGGACACUCAUCGAAUGGCCUGUCAUCCACCCGAAUCAGUUCUUCAACCCUCCCCCAGUCCCUCACACGACCCCUCCCCUUGUCUGACGCAUCAAAGUGCGGCUCGGCCGUCGGCAGCACCGGCGAGACCGACAAGGCCCCCAUCCUCUCUUGCUUCAUGGGCACAGGGGAUGGCGGCGGCCCAACUCGCCACUUCUUGGAGAAGAGGGGGAUGACCUGUGGCGAGGGGGAAUCGUUGCCGAAGGGAGAAGGAGAGGCGAGGGACUGGUUGGCAGGAUGAAGUGGCGUCUCGACCACAGUGUAUUGGGUCGGCAGCCGAUACAAAGGGCCAUCGGCAGGCCUCAGUGGGGAGGCGUUGCUGACAGGCUGUAUAACACACAGACACGGAGCAAGAGAAGUGUGGCGGCAAUUGAAUCCUCGUUUCUCAGUAUCCUACCUUUGCUCUUGCAUCGUCUCCUCUACCACUCUCCUGUCCCCUCCUCGCCCUUGUGCUACUCACGGGCUGCGCCUCCAAGACCUCUACUGGUGUCCCAUGACCCCUGGGCACCUUCGGCGGUAAGCCUACCACUCGUGGAAUCGGCCCCGUCCCAUCCUGUGGCCGGUGCGACGUCUGCGUGCCGAAGCGCUGCCUCGCAAGCCCAGCCAGAUCACCGCUUUCUUGCCUCGAUGAUGAAAGCACUGAGGGUGGCCUGGUUUCCGGCGGCGAUUGGCUGGAUAAGGCAGAGAGGGGAGGGGAUGGUGUGGCCUUCUGGAUGCCCUUGCUCGCAUGUGAUUGGUCUGUAGCUGCCCUGCGAUGGAGGUCCAGGGGUGGCGGGAAGAACAAGGCCUGCCCUCGAUGCACCAUACGAGCCGACGACAAAGCCAUUCUUCUCGGCUGAUCUCUUGAGCCAUGUUCCUGAAUGGCUGAAGACGGUCUUGUAGCAGCAGCACUCUUCGCGUCGCGGUGCUGCUGGCCCUGGUGGGGCGGUAAGCUCCUGCUGUCGUGCAGCGGCGCCCAUCGCCCACUAUCCCCUUGUCUAUCUUGCAGUGGACGAAGCGAAGGACUUCUAGAAGUGACGGGCGUCGAGGCGCCUGAGGUCCUCGGCCGGAUGGGUGCAUGAGGGACGGCAGAAGCAGGAGGACAGGAGUGGUCAUCCAACGAAGUGGGCAAACGAGUAGACGGCGUCGCGUGCUGUGAAGAGGGUCGGGGCGCGGAAGAAGAAGUCACCUUCGGCCUCACAUGGAGCCUGUCAACGGCACACAUUGCAUCAUGCAUUGUGUUUGCACUGGUGAGAAUGCGUUCUGCCCACCUCUCAUCCCUUUCAAUGGCAGCAACGAUAUCUUCAGCCCUCAUGUCCAAGAGAAAGGUCUGAAUGACGUUGUCCUCAGCCAUGGCGUUCGCGCGAAAGGAACCA
Messenger RNA from Vitrella brassicaformis, 3028 nucleotides. NCBI's taxonomy places the organism in Eukaryota, Vitrellaceae. The record is from the annotation of a GenBank genome assembly.